Messenger RNA from Nicrophorus vespilloides, 646 nucleotides. RefSeq lists its product as uncharacterized. Lineage: Eukaryota; Metazoa; Arthropoda; Insecta; Coleoptera; Silphidae. The record is from RefSeq and is a predicted model, not a curated record. The transcript is spliced from 5 exons. The coding region runs from base 41 to 646 and encodes 201 amino acids.
AUUAUAGUACACACCUGACGAACUCUACUCCGAACUCAUCAUGAUGCGAUCCUCGAUGAUGAUGAUGAUGCUCUUCGCCGUUUUCUUCGUAGCCUCCGCCGCUGCUAUUUCCUUGCUCACCGAUGACGACUAUGCCACUGGCCCAUUGUAUUCUCCGAAGUUCAAACAUAUCUGCGACCGCCAAUCUGAAUGUCCUGCUGGUUUCGACUGUAUGGGCUAUCGCUGCAUAUGUAGAAAGAUAUGGGAUAGAAAAACAAGACGUUGCCUCGAGUUCCCUACAACUAUGAUACCAAACGUUAUAUCGACUCCAAUGCUAAAUGCCGUGCCAAAUGCUAUGUCUACUGCAAUUCCACCUGAUAUGAUUGGAUCUACUGAAAUUGAUACCAUAACUGCUGCUACAACAACACAAGCUGCUGUCGAGAAACAAGAAGAAUUCAGCAUCCGUAAAAUGUUGUACCGUUUCUUCCGCACAAUCCUGGCCUUCGUCGUCUACUUCAUCUGUGCAACUCUUAUCUCUAUGUUGAUAAUUGCUUGUUACUUGAAACUGAUGGACAUACCACGGUGGAACUACAUGUGUCAAGCAGUCAAGCAAUUAUGGAACAACCUAUGGUCCAGAUGCACCCGAUCGGAACCCGAAGACAUUUAA